Xiphophorus maculatus (southern platyfish) is the source of this 2904-nucleotide messenger RNA. RefSeq lists its product as uncharacterized. The transcript has 14 exons. The record is from RefSeq and is a predicted model, not a curated record. NCBI's taxonomy places the organism in Eukaryota, Metazoa, Chordata, Actinopteri, Cyprinodontiformes, Poeciliidae. Gene Ontology annotation, molecular function: zinc ion binding; DNA binding. The coding region runs from base 515 to 2698 and encodes 727 amino acids.
UGCAGCGUGAGGUUCGGUCCGGUUCUGGGUUCUGUUUGGCUGCAGGUUCGGUCUGCAGGGUCCAAUAGCUGCAUGCUCCAUCAGCGGACUGCAAGUCCCAGAAUCCUUUGCGGGAAUCCUGGGAAAGUUUUCCGGAUCCAGGAUGAGAUUCUGAAGGAGCGAGGCGUUUCCGGUUCUGAUCUCUGGUCCAAACUGUCAGCUCGGCUCCUAAAGAGGUCCGGGUUACCAUGACAACCAACCAGAGGCCAGCCGAGCCGACAUGCUCCGUCCAGCUGCAGAGCACGGUGGAGGCUCCCGCAUGGUGUGGGGUUGAGUUAAUGCAGCGCCACCUGGAGGCUCCGGGCAGCAUGACGGCACUUCUUCUUCUCUGACAUGUUUGUUUCUUCUCCAGGUGAUUUGAUCAGUCCAUUGAUUGAUGAUUGGCAGCUCAUCAGCUGAUUGGCUCAUGGUAACAACCAAUGAGCAUGGACUCUGAGGCCACGCCCCCAAACCGCAGGACUCAUCCCAAUUGGCCAUGGUAGCAGAGGGGACGCCUUAUCCUAAGAUGGAGCAAUUGGAUGAGCUGAGCUUAGGGGCGGGGCUUGAAGUGGCAGAGGAAGCAGGAUGUGGUGAGGAGGAGGAGCUCUGUGACCAGCCUGAACCGGCUGUGGAGGACGCUCCGCCGGACGCCGUAACGAUGGAACAGUGCUGGAGGCAGCAGUUCCCGGACCUCCGGCGCUGCUCGGUCGUCCUCCUCAGGCUUCCUGCGGAGACGCUGCGGCCCUGGCGGUGGGGCGGAGCGGAGAGGAGGCGGAGCCAGCGCGUCAGGUCACGUGACCUGCGGUCCGGCUGGGACUGGAUGGAGCCGCUGGACCCAGAGAACGGCGGCGUCGGAACCCGAGCCUUCAUCAAGAACGUGGAGGUGAACGCCCCUGAACAUGAGCCUGGGAAACCCCAGAGCCGGCUGAGGCUGAUGCGAUGCCUGGAGCCGCCCUCUGACCCCGCCCACCCAGAUGACGGUGCCGCCCUGGGUGAGCCGCCACAGAGCGACCACACCUACUGCCUGAGCUUCAAUACACCUGAGAGCAGCAGCCAAUCACUGGAGGACAGGCCGCUGUCCCGGUUCUUCAGCUGGGCACAAAGAGACGGAGACAGCCGCUGCUCACCUCCAGAGAAGAAGAACGUGCCGAGUGUGGUGCUGAGGAAGGUGACAGGUGAUCAGUGGGUCCUCAGGACUGGAUCUGUUAAAGAAGAGGAAGAGGAGGAUGAAGAGAAGGUUCAGACGAAGAACAGGAAGAGAGACGAGACUUCAGCAUCAGGACAGAAGAUGCGCCGCCAGGCCUGCCGUAGCUGCGCUGCGUGCCUGAGAGAGAACUGCGGCGUUUGCACGUUCUGCCGCGACAUGAGGAAGUUCGGCGGUCCGUCCCGCAUGAAGCAGAAGUGUGUGAGGCGGCGCUGCCUGCUGCUGAGCGCGCGGAAACAGCCGACCAGGCAGCAGAACCGACCCGGGGAGCAGACGGAACCGCCCGACCCGGUCCGACCUGGAGACGACACCGACUGUCCGGACGCCCAGCAGGACGGCGUCCGCCGCUGGAGACACGAGAGGACGGCAGGAAGGCGAGAGGAGAUGAGGAAGAGGAUGUGGAUGAAGAGGAGGCGGGGCCAGAGGGGCGGAGCCUCCGAGACCCGGAACGGCUGGAUCGGUCCGCUGAUGAAGAGCGAGGAAGAGGAGACGCCAUUGUCCCACUGGCGCCAGGUCACUGGAGGCAGUGGGACCAGUUCAGCUCCAACUGGGACUCACCUGCAGUGGAACCUGACCCUGGACAGCGGCCACCUGUCCUCCGCCGUCCUCUCUGACUCCGCCCUCACCUGUCUGUCCGGCCUGCUGCCUCCGGACGGAUCCGUCCUCCACGUCUCCACAGGCCUCACCUUCAUCCCUCAUCCUCUCCCUCACCUCGCUGCCAUCCAAUCGCCCGAGCCGAAGGAGGAGGAGCAGCCAAUCAGCGUCGAGCAUUACGUCAGGGAGGCGGAGCUUCGGACCGGGACGUCUGAGGGGGGCAAGUUCUACGAAGUGGAGGUGGAGCUGCCGGACCCUGAGUCCGACCAGAACACCAUGACAACAUCAUCACCGGCGCGCUCUGACAUCACUGCUGACAUCACCGCUGACAUCACUACUGACAUCACCUGCAGGCGGCCGGACUUUAUUUCAUUGGAACCGCAGGGGUUCUGCCUGUUGGGGGGCGGAGCCAGCCGCGCAGGGGGGCGGGGCUUGUUCCAUCUGCUGAAGUUGCUGAGGAGGACGGUGCUGCCGGCGCAUUGGGUCGCCGUGAUGGCUGCAGGACCGGAGCUGCAGCUGCUGCAGUGCUGCAGGCUGUCCUCCAUGAGGGACGCCAUCGUCCACGUCCAAUCGGAUCGCAGCUUCCGGGUCAGCGUGCGGUCCCUUCCGCUGCCUGACGGCCACCGCCUCUACAGGAAGUGCGCUCACAGAGUCUCUCACCUGAGCCAGCUGGUGUCUCUGCUGCUGGAUCUGGAGCGACUUGCUGUCUGCCGUGGCUGCAGGGUUCAGGCGGCGUCCCGUCGGCUGCCGCUCCGCUCCGCAGACUGCCACCUGCUGGUGGCUCCGCCCUUCCACACCUGCCUGCCGUGCCUGCUGGAGGAGGAGGAAGAGGAGGGUGAAGAUGAAGAUGGAGCCAUGGUGGAGGAGUUCCAGUCUUGUUAAAGUGCCUCACCAUGUUGGGCUGGGGCUUCUGGGUAAUGGAGUCCAUCAGCUCCAAACGUUUCUACCUCAGGUUUUUACUACUGAACAGUUCAUCAGAACCGAGUCCGGACCGGACCGGACCGCUGUGUGUUUCUGAAUGUUACUGAAUUUCUGAAACAUUCAUAAACUCUGAAUGUUUCUGUUGGUCCUAAAGAGAUUUUUCUACU